This is a messenger RNA of Condylostylus longicornis, 1873 nucleotides long. RefSeq names its product homeobox protein OTX2-like. NCBI's taxonomy places the organism in Eukaryota, Metazoa, Arthropoda, Insecta, Diptera, Dolichopodidae. Gene Ontology annotation, biological process: regulation of transcription by RNA polymerase II. Gene Ontology annotation, molecular function: RNA polymerase II cis-regulatory region sequence-specific DNA binding; DNA-binding transcription factor activity, RNA polymerase II-specific. The transcript has 9 exons. Gene Ontology annotation, cellular component: nucleus. Bases 438 to 1355 code for a protein of 305 amino acids. The record is from RefSeq and is a predicted model, not a curated record.
AUUAAGAUUAUUAUAAGUGGUUAUCAAAAAAUGUAAGAAAUGAGACAUGUGAUCUAAUGACCUAAAAUUAUGAAUACAAAAAUAUUUCAUAUACAAUAUACAAUGCUUAGGUCAUAAAAAGUUACACUAUAUUAGAAAACUAAAGCAAAAUUUCACAUAAAAAGUAUUUAAUAGGAAAACAAAAUAAAUCAUGUGCGAAAAAUUACAAAAAAAAAAUUUAUUUGAGAAUUCAAAUUUGAGAAUUUGAAGGAAAACAUAUAAAUGAUUUUAAAACUAUCUUCUCUCCUAUAGUGAUCACUUUAAUAUUUACAUGCCUAACAUAAGGAUUUUUCAAAGCCAACGUAUUAUAUUGUGGAUUACUAAUUGAGCUGACAGCAUUGACAAAACAUUACCGGAAUUCUUAUAUUUACUGUAAUUUAUGCAAAAACAUUCACAAAAUGUGGGGGAAUUCAUUAGCGUCAGGUUGUGCAUCCGAAGCCGAUUUAGGUUUUUCGCCAUUUGCAACAACAUCACCACCUGGUGGUCCACCAGGAUUAACUGGUAUAUCAUAUUUAAAGUCAGCGCCUUAUUUAAUGACAGUCGAUUCGUUACAUUCAAUGGGAUAUCCGGCUGCUGCAAAUCCAAGGAAACAAAGACGAGAACGAACAACAUUUACAAGAGCACAGUUGGACGUAUUAGAAGCUCUGUUUGGUAAAACACGAUAUCCUGAUAUAUUUAUGAGAGAAGAAGUUGCAUUGAAAAUUAAUUUACCAGAAUCUAGAGUUCAGGUAUGGUUUAAAAAUCGUCGCGCUAAAUGUCGUCAAAUACAGAAGCAACAACAGCAGCAGCAACAUUCUAGUGCAUCAAUUUCAGCAUCGCUACAUCCCAAUAGUAAUAAUAGUAGUAAUAGUAAUAAUAUUGGAAAUGUUCAUGAAUCGAAAAAUAUAAAUAAUUCCAACACAAACAAUGAAAAUCAAGAAUCACCCUCACAAAUUGGUCGUUUAAGAGCUAUUUCUACAACGAAACUAAAAAGUUUGCAAAAGCCAAUAUCAGCUUUAGUUAAUAAUAGUAAUAGUUCAGCAUCAGCACCAAACACAACGAACUCAAGUUUCCUAAAAAAUUCAAAUUUAAUUGCUGCAGGAAAUGCACACCAGGGCUCAGCAAAUUAUACAGGAAACUCAAUAUGGUCACCUGCAUCAAUUGAAAGCAGUUCAUACCAAAAUUAUUCAGGUUAUUAUUCUAAUAUGGACUAUAUAGGUUCAACCGUUCAACAACAACUUGACAAUGUGAUAGAAUCUGGAUGGAUGAAAUCUCGUGAAGAAAACUGGUUCUAUAAUAGUCCAGCCAAUUGGGAUGCACAUAGGCCAAUGAAAUAAAAUUGGUUGAAAACUUUUAUUAGACUAUACUAUAUAUGUAAAUUCACACAAAAAACACACCAAACAUACACAUAUCGUCUAUGUAUUCGUAAUUUAAGAAAAUAUUUGUAAUCGUUUUUUUAUUGAAACAUAAUAAUUUGGCAUGAACACUAUUAAUUGAUUAAAUAUAUUCUUUUUUUGUUUUAUUCUAAAGAGUCUUACUUUUACUCGAUACUUUUUUAAAUCAACAGAUGUGUGCAUAAUCUGGCAUUAAAAAUACUCAUUUUUUAGAAACAAAUAUUAAGAAACUAAUGUUUCUGAGUUUUGUUUUAUUUUUUUUUUUUUUGAGUUUUCUCCAAAAAAAAAUAAAACAAAAGCUCCUCACGGAUUUAUAAAUAUACAUGCCAUCGAUUCCCAUGAAAAAUAAGUUUUGUAUGUAUUAUCUAAUCUCCAGUCUAAUAAUUGCCAAUGUUAUAAUUUAAACUGAAUGAAACAAAAAUAUCUUAUGAUAUCAUUCUCAGUUAAAAGUUACCUCGCAU